GUGAGGCUUUUUCUACAGUACUCACCACAGAGACCUGACACAGUCUCCACGACAGCUUCACUUUGGACUUCUCGGGAUUACUUGAAAAUGUUUACGGGUCCUUCCACACACAAGAACUGAGAGAACUAAGUUACCCAAUCAUGAGAAACCAACUGAUUGAUCCACGGGACUGAAGACAACAGAAGAGCCUAACUUUUUUAUUACGGUUCAUGCUGUAAUAUUACGUGGAAUUACAAAGUGUGUCGUCUUGUGGGACGGUUUUGUUGUUGUUGGGGUUUUUUUUUUUUUUUUUUUUUUUUUUUACAAAACCGCUGAGGAAAAAAAAAAAAAAACACAAGGGUAUUUUAAUACACGGUUAGUCUCCGGUCACUUUCUUACGAGUUACAACUUUAUUUGGGGAUGUUGAGCUCCGUGAAGAUGGAAUCACAUGAAAUUCCGGAAUGGAAUGCUUUCUACAGUGAGGCAAGCGAGAUGUAUUCCUCUCCGAGCGCCAUGAACUCAGUGAGCAGCUUGAACAGCUACAUAAAUCUGAACUCAGCCUGUUCCACAUCCAGCAUGAAUAUGGGCUAUCCCAGCACAGCUCUCAACAGCAGCCCAUUGAGCGGCAUGGGUGGAGGCCCUAACCACAUGAGCCUGUCCCCCUCCUCUCUGAACCCCAGUUCUCUGACCCAGCUGGGCUCUUCAGCCUCCUCGCUGGGUCCCCUCUCGCAUUACCAAAGCAUGGGUCAGCCCAUGUCCCAGAUCAGCUAUCCCUCUCCUACCUCUCUUAACCGGACUAAGGAGAUGCCGAAGCCCUACCGUCGCUCUCUGACCCACGCCAAGCCACCAUACUCCUACAUAUCCCUCAUCACGAUGGCGAUCCAGCAGUCCAACAGCAAGAUGCUAACCCUCAACGAAAUCUACCAGUGGAUCAUGGAUCUGUUCCCAUACUACCGCGAGAACCAGCAGCGCUGGCAGAACUCCAUCCGCCACUCUCUGUCCUUCAACGACUGCUUCGUCAAAGUGGCACGUUCGCCCGACAAGCCCGGCAAGGGCUCCUACUGGGCAUUGCAUCCCAAUUCUGGGAACAUGUUCGAGAACGGCUGCUACCUGCGUCGCCAGAAGCGCUUCAAGAUCGAGGAAAAAAACGGUAAAAAGAGCUCGACCAAGUCCCAGGAGGGUGGCGGUGCCGCCAAAGGCGGCCACAGCGGUGAGGGCAUGCAGGAGGAGCACAGUCCCGCCACCGGCUCCGAAGGUGCCGACUCUGCCCAUUCCGACAGCUCCCAUGCCGGAUCAGCCUCGGAGGAGCAGCAGAGGAGCCUGGUGCAGCUGGACUGCCCCUCUCAAGCGCCCAACCUUUCACACAGCUCGCCAGUGCCGAUCCCAUCUUCGGUGUCCUCCUCCAUGCCCCUGUCUGGCUCGCACCUGCACUCUCAGGGCAUGGGCGGCAGCCCUCACCUGUUGGCCAGUCCAAUGCAGCAUCUGGACCCGCAGAACGACCCUCUGAAGUCCAUGGACCCACACUACAAUUUCAACCAUCCGUUCUCCAUCACCAAUCUCAUGUCCAACGAGCAGAAGAUGGACCUCAAGUCGUACCAGGACCAGGUGAUGGCUUACAACAGCUACACCACAUCUUCUCCCAUGGCCGCCAAACAGAUCUAUGACACUGCUGGUCCAUCCGCCAUUGACUCUGGUGCGUAUUACCAGACCCUCUACAGCAGGUCUGUCCUCAAUGCAUCCUAAUGUGCUUACCAGCCAUUUGAACUCUACAGACUCUUAAUGGCAGGACAUCUUCAACUCAGAGCUUGCUUUGCCAUCAAUAUGUUUCCUGCACUCUUAAAAAUAAAGGGGGUGAUUUCAUAUAAGCAGUGUUGGGAGUAACGCAUUACAAGUAACUUGAGUUAUGUACGUAAUCAGAUUACUUUUUUCAAGUAACUAGUGAUGUAACGCAUUACUUUCCAUAAAAGGUAACUAAGUAAUGCAAUUAGUUACUUUUUUAGGGAGUAACGCAACAUUGUAAUGCAUUACUUUUAAAAGUAACACUGCAUAUAAGAAACAUUUUUGUUCCCCAAAGAACCUUUCAAUGAACAGUUUUUAAAAGAACCAUUUUUUCUUAGUGUGAAGAACAUGUUAAAAGAACCCUUUUUCUACUAAAGAACCUUUUGUGCAAUGAAAGGGUUCCAUGGAUGUUGAAGGUUCUUUUUUGGAACCCUAGAUGCCAAUAAGAACCUUUAUUUUUAAGAGUGAUGCUGAGAAAAAUGCUUUUACCAGAACCAAGGGACGGGUUCCAAUGCUAUUUUACAGAAACUAAUUUAAUUAACAUAUAUUCAGGAACUAAACGUUUUUGGUUUUUGGAUGUAACACAGAAGAUGUAUACAAAUGAUGCCAUGUGUAUAUACUGUUUUGGGGAAGCAGGAGUUAGGCAUUUAUUUAUGAAGGGAAGAAUUUAAUAUAUCUUGUGCGAUUUUGUGUUGUGAAGUUACGUAAACAAUGUGACAAUAAGAGGACAUGAGCAUGAUUGAGUUCAGGUUACUGCUGUGAGCAGGUGUUACUGUGUUACAGGGAAACUCUCCUGUUUUGUGUUACGGCAUAACGCAUGUUCAUUUGAAGUGCACUAACAUACAGUGCACAUGUAAGGAGAGUGUGUAUCAUUAUGCUUGUCCCUCAGAGAAGCUGAAGAAUUACUUUUUUUUACACUUGGCCAUGAAGUCGUUUUGUAUAUUCUGAAGAAUUUUGUGUUAAGUAUAUAUAUAUAUAUAUAUAAAGAGAUAAAAGUUUGACAAAGAUGGAUUAAACUGUGGUAAAUCCAGCUUAUUUGUUUUUCAGACUUCCCUUUUUAGAGUAAGAUUCAUGAAAAAGAUGUCAAAGACCUUUCACUGUUAUUCCAGUGUGCCAAUGCUCAGCUUCGGCUCUUACUUAGAUCAGCAGACAAUGCACUAAGGGCCAUUUCCAUACAAUACUUUGCACUAGUGACCUCUCUGUUCUUCACUGUUGGGGAGGGGUGGGAUUGUUUUGUUACAAAAAUGCUUUUGUAACUACCUUUUUAUCAGAAAAUUAUACAGACCCUAACGAAAUUGCCAUGAUGUAUUUUUGUAAGAUCUUGUCAUUUUAAAAUCUCCCUCAGAGGUCUUAAAGCAGUUUUAAUAAUAAAAACUUUGUCUCAAGCCAUCAUGUCAUUCAUAAACAAAUUUCUUGCAAGUCUUGUAAGAAAGCAGGUCAGAAUUGAUGUUCUUGUACUGUUUAGUUUUAUUUAAACCCAGCUUUUUGUCCAUUGGGCUUAGAAGAUAAGUGUCUUAAUAUAUAUAUAUAUAUAUAUAUAUUGCUUUAUUUGGUUGAUCGUUUCAUGGUAUGUUCUUAAUGUUUGUUAUGUUCUCUUCUUAUUAAAAAAAAAACUUCUCA
Molecule: messenger RNA, 3378 nt
Organism: Ctenopharyngodon idella (grass carp)
Lineage: Eukaryota; Metazoa; Chordata; Actinopteri; Cypriniformes; Xenocyprididae
Gene: foxa3
Product: forkhead box A3
Exons: 2
Coding region: 400-1722 (440 amino acids)
Biological process (GO): anatomical structure morphogenesis; cell differentiation; regulation of transcription by RNA polymerase II
Molecular function (GO): RNA polymerase II cis-regulatory region sequence-specific DNA binding; protein domain specific binding; transcription factor binding
Source: RefSeq, a predicted model, not a curated record